CCGCUCCUCAUCCAUCUUGGUGCGCUUCUUGCGCUUCACCUCCUCUCGCCCUCUUUCAACAGCCAUGGCUUCCUCCUCCGACGUGCGCGACAUCUUCUCGCUGCCCGCGCCCGGCAGUGGCGCCUCCUCCUCUCGUCGCGCCGCACCUGCGCGGCGUGGCCCACCCACAGCGCCCGGCGCCAGCGGCAGCGGCAAGGCAGCUGCGGGCGCCAAGAAGCCCGAUGGCCUCACGCGCGAGCUGUAUGCGCUGCUCGGCGACAGUGUGCCGAGUCUGGCCAUCGCACGCGCCGAGUUCGAAGAUGCGCAGGCGGCAAAGGCGCGCCUGAAGCCCAAGUUCAAGAAGCGGCCCAUGAAGGCCAAGCAGUGGGUGAAUGCGCCGUUCCGGAAUCCGGCUCGGGAGGACGACCUCGUGCUCUCGCACUGGGUGCCCAAGGCGGAAGUGCCGGCUGCGCAGGCAGCACCGGCAGCAGAGGGCGAGCAGGCGGCCGAGGAUGAGGCACAAGCUGGCAGCAGCAGCAAGCCGGAGACGCAAGAAGAGGUGCCUAGAGAGUACAAGUUUGCGCACUUCAACACCAACUCGGGCGUGUACAGCUACUCGACGGAAGAGUACCACCAGCACCUGCGCGACGAGGACUGGACGAAGGAGGAGACGGACUAUCUCAUCGACCUCUGCCAGGCCUACGACCUGCGCUUUGUGGUGAUCCACGAUCGCUGGGAGUGGCGCGGCAAGGAGCGGAGCAUCGAGGACCUCAAGGCGCGCUACUACGCCCUCUGCCGACGCCUGAUCCGCUCCCGCAUCACCACGGCCGACAUGGACACGCGGCAGGCGCUGCUGGCUACCUACACCUUCGACCGCGCACGCGAAGCCGAGCGCAAGCGUGCAGUCGAGCGGCUCUUCGGCCGCACGCCGGCGCAGCUGGCCGAGGAGGAGGCGCUCUACGUAGAGAUCCGCCGCCUCGAGCAGAACGAGACGCGCUUUGCGGCGGAGCGCGAGGAUCUGCUCAAGCUGCUUGGCGGAUGGGAACGCACGCCGAAUGGAGAUCGCAACAGCACGGCCAGCGUCGGCGCUGGCCUUGGCUUCGCGAUCCCGGGCAGCGUGCCGGCGCCCGAGGAGCCGAGCGAUGGCAAGCGCAAGAAGCGCAAGGCCAACGACGGCGACGACGAGGCGGGCCCUUCCAAGACGCAGCUGACGUACAAGCAGAAGACGGAGCUGAAGCAGCAAGCGUUCGACGACCUGCACUGCAUCACGCGCUUCGACCCCGUGCCAGCGACGCCGUACAAGGCGCCUUACCCGCAUCUCAUCGGCGUCUCUGCGUCUCAACCAGCGGUGAACCCAACAGCGUCGAACCAGUCGACCUCGCACGGCGCCUACCUGCGCUCCUCGCGCGUGCUGGCUCCGCGCGCCACGCUGGCGUUGCGCGUGGCACAGACGCUUGCGGAGCUCAAGCCUGCCGUCGGACCGCGACCUGUCUUCCCUACAGCGCGCAACCUGGAGCGCUGGGAGGGCCUGAUUGGCGCCGUGACGAGUGGGCUGGAGAUGAAGCGUCAGCUCGACCGCAUCGACAUGGAGCUCAAGACUGUCAAGGCGCGGCUUGCGGCGCAGGCAAACAAGGACGGCUCGGUCGCGCCGCAGCAGACGCCAGCGGCGGCUGCUACGCCGCGAGGCGCCUCGAGAACGCCGGCGCCGAGCGCUACGCCUGCCAGAGCGGCUUCGUCGGGCGCCUUUGCGUCGCCAGCGCGAGAGGACAGCACGUCGUAGGUCGUGUCCGCCAGCCAUCCGCAAUGCACAUUGCUCUCCUUCCACUCGAGUGACGCAGCGACCCACCGAGCGGAGA
Molecule: messenger RNA, 1835 nt
Organism: Tilletiopsis washingtonensis
Lineage: Eukaryota; Fungi; Basidiomycota; Exobasidiomycetes; Entylomatales
Exons: 6
Coding region: 65-1759 (564 amino acids)
Biological process (GO): DNA repair; chromatin remodeling; negative regulation of transcription by RNA polymerase II
Cellular component (GO): NuA4 histone acetyltransferase complex; Swr1 complex
Molecular function (GO): transcription corepressor activity
Source: RefSeq, a predicted model, not a curated record